Zonotrichia leucophrys gambelii is the source of this 4668-nucleotide messenger RNA. Its product is annotated as E3 ubiquitin-protein ligase NEDD4-like. The transcript is spliced from 32 exons. Gene Ontology annotation, molecular function: ubiquitin protein ligase activity; sodium channel inhibitor activity; protein binding. The coding region runs from base 117 to 3098 and encodes 993 amino acids. NCBI's taxonomy places the organism in Eukaryota, Metazoa, Chordata, Aves, Passeriformes, Passerellidae. Gene Ontology annotation, biological process: negative regulation of potassium ion transmembrane transport; ubiquitin-dependent protein catabolic process; regulation of dendrite morphogenesis. Gene Ontology annotation, cellular component: cytoplasm. The record is from RefSeq and is a predicted model, not a curated record.
UCCGCCGGGCUCGGCUCCCGGCGUCUUCCGCCGCCCGCGGGCCAGCGGCGGCAGCAGGAGAAGGCGGCGGCAGCGCGGGCGGCGGCGGGCGGCUCGGCGGGCCCGGGAGCGGCUCCAUGGCGACCGCGGCGACGGAACCGGUGUACGGGCUCUCGGAGGACGAGGAGGAGUCUCGAAUCCUCAGGGUGAAGGUGGUUUCUGGCAUCGAUCUGGCCAAGAAGGACAUCUUUGGAGCCAGUGACCCGUAUGUGAAACUUUCCUUGUAUGUAGCAGAUGAGAACAGAGAACUUGCUCUUGUGCAGACAAAAACUAUCAAAAAGACCCUGAACCCUAAAUGGAAUGAAGAGUUUUACUUCAGAGUAAACCCAACCAACCAUCGGCUCCUGUUCGAGGUGUUUGAUGAAAACAGACUGACCCGAGACGACUUCCUGGGCCAGGUGGAUGUGCCGCUCAGUCACCUCCCGACUGAAGACCCAACCAUGGAGAGGCCGUACACAUUUAAGGAUUUCCUCCUCAGACCAAGAAGCCACAAAUCUCGUGUGAAGGGUUUCUUGAGACUGAAGAUGGCGUAUAUGCCCAAAAAUGGUGGCCAAGAGGAAGAAAAUAGUGAUCAGAGGGAUGACUCUGAGCACGGCUGGGACGUGGUGGAUUCCAGCGAUGCCGCGUCUCGGCAGGAGGAGCUGCCGCCUCCUCCGCUGCCCCCUGGCUGGGAGGAGAAGGUGGACAACCUGGGGAGAACCUACUACGUGAACCACAACAACAGGAGCACCCAGUGGCACCGGCCCAGCCUCAUCGACGUGGGCUCCGAGUCAGAUAACAACAUCAGACAGAUAAACCAAGAGGCAGCUCACAGGCGCUUCCGCUCUCGGCGCCACAUCAGCGAGGAUUUGGAGCCAGAGCCUGCGGAGAGUGGAGACAUUCCUGAGCCUUGGGAAACCAUUUCAGAGGAGGCAAGUGCCAGUGGGGAUUCCUUGAGCUUGUCACUGCCACCUCCUCCUGCAUCUCCGGUGUCCCGGACCAGUCCUCAGGAGCUGUCUGAGGAGCUGAGCAGAAGACUCCAGGUCACUCCUGAUUCCAAUGGGGAACAACUCGGCUCUUUGAUUCAAAGAGAACCUUCCUCACGACUGAGGUCCUGCAGUGUGACAGACGCAGUCGCUGAGCAGUCCCAGUUAUCCCUGCAGAAUGGUCCCUCUAGGAGAGCUCGUUCUUCAACUGUCACAGGGGGAGAGGAGCCAACGCCUUCUGUGGCUUACGUGCACACCACGCCGGGCUUGCCUUCAGGCUGGGAGGAGCGCAAGGACGCCAAGGGCCGGACCUACUACGUCAACCACAACAACCGGACCACAACGUGGACACGGCCCAUCAUGCAGCUCGCCGAGGACGGCAUGGUGGGGCCGGGCACGAGCAGCAGCAACCACCUGAGCGAGCCGCAGAUCCGGCGGCCCCGCAGCCUGAGCUCGCCCACCGUCACCCUGUCAGCGCCGCUCGAGGGCAUGAAGGACUCUCCGGUGCGCAGGGCGGUGAAGGACACCCUGUCCAACCCCCAGUCCCCACAGCCGUCCCCCUACAACUCCCCCAAGCCCCAGCACAAGGGGGCCCAGAGCUUCCUGCCCCCGGGCUGGGAGAUGCGCAUCGCCCCCAACGGCCGCCCCUUCUUCAUCGACCACAACACCAAGACCACCACCUGGGAGGAUCCACGGCUGAAGUUUCCGGUGCAUUUGAGAUCCAAAGCGUCUCUGAACCCCAACGAUUUGGGCCCUCUUCCUCCUGGCUGGGAGGAAAGAAUACACCUGGAUGGAAGAACAUUUUAUAUAGACCAUAGAAGCCAGGUGUUGAUAUGUGGAGACAUUGAUACCAGAGACUUAGUGCCCUCCUACGAUAAUAAAAUUACCCAGUGGGAAGACCCCAGACUGCAGAACCCAGCCAUCACAGGCCCAGCGGUGCCGUACUCCAGGGAGUUCAAGCAGAAAUACGACUAUUUCCGCAAGAAGCUAAAGAAACCUGCUGACAUACCCAACAGAUUUGAGAUGAAAUUACACAGAAAUAACAUUUUUGAGGAGUCCUACAGAAGAAUCAUGUCUGUGAAGAGACCUGAUGUACUAAAAGCCAGGCUCUGGAUUGAAUUUGAGUCAGAAAAAGGACUUGACUAUGGAGGUGUGGCCAGAGAAUGGUUUUUUCUCUUGUCCAAGGAGAUGUUUAACCCUUACUAUGGUCUCUUUGAAUACUCAGCAACGGACAACUAUACACUUCAGAUUAAUCCUAAUUCAGGUCUCUGUAACGAAGACCAUCUGUCGUACUUCACGUUCAUUGGCCGGGUGGCCGGCCUGGCCGUGUACCACGGGAAGCUGCUGGACGGCUUCUUCAUCAGACCUUUCUAUAAGAUGAUGCUGGGCAAGCCCAUAACGCUGAAGGACAUGGAAUCAGUGGAUAGUGAAUACUACAACUCUCUGAAGUGGAUCCUGGAAAAUGACCCUACAGAGCUGGAUCUCAUGUUCUGCAUAGACGAGGAAAACUUUGGACAGACAUAUCAAGUGGACCUGAAGCCCAAUGGGUCCGAAAUCAUGGUAACAAAUGAAAACAAGAGGGAAUACAUUGACCUGGUCAUCCAGUGGCGGUUUGUCAACAGAGUGCAGAAACAAAUGAAUGCCUUUCUGGAGGGAUUCACAGAGCUGCUUCCUAUUGAUCUGAUUAAAAUUUUCGAUGAAAAUGAACUGGAGUUACUGAUGUGUGGCCUUGGCGAUGUGGAUGUCAAUGACUGGAGACAACACACCAUCUACAAAAACGGUUACUGCCCAAAUCAUCCUGUUAUCCAGUGGUUCUGGAAGGCUGUUCUGCUGAUGGAUGCUGAGAAACGGAUCCGGCUCCUGCAGUUUGUGACUGGGACGUCACGCGUGCCUAUGAACGGAUUUGCUGAACUUUACGGUUCAAAUGGUCCUCAGCUGUUUACAAUAGAGCAGUGGGGAAGUCCUGAUAAGCUGCCCCGGGCUCACACCUGCUUUAACCGCCUAGACUUACCUCUGUAUGAAUCUUUCGAGGACCUGCGGGAGAAGCUCCUCAUGGCCGUGGAGAAUGCCCAAGGGUUUGAAGGGGUGGAUUAACUUGGCAGCUGCCAUUCCCUCUCCAAGCACGUUCUGCUGGCUUGGGCACCUGCCCGAGGGACUCGAGGGCUUGUGGCACAGCAGUUGCCCGGCGCUGGCUCUGGAGCAGAGCCCGGCAGCGCGGGGCCGAGCCCGAGGCUGGGGCUGGCACCUGGGGUGGCCUUGCUGAUGUUCCCGCACCAGUUGUGAACUGAUCACACCUCAGCAGGACUUACUCUAUUUAUGUUGUGCCUCUGUAGGCAAAGCCCUUAAUAAAUAUUUUACACAAUUUCUAAUGGCAAUGAACGGGAUUAAUCAUUUUACAGGUAUAGUAUUACAACUCAUGUUUACUUCUUAAUUGAUUUAAGCAUUUUCAGAUUUUAUUUCAUUACAAUUAAAUAUCAUAUACUUGGAAAAAUGAGCAUUUUUCUUAAUUUCAUACCAGACUUUUUUUCAAAGCACGUUGAGCCUUGUGUUCCUAAACCAGGACAGUAGGAGAAAGCUCUGUUGGAAGCUUUACCUCCACAGGCUGUCUCUCAAAAGCAACUCUCUUCAUUAAGCACAUCACUGUUGUUCUGUAUCCAGAAGUAUGGGCUGGAUGUUGCAUUUUUGUAUAAGUACUAGAAGAGUGUCAAGGCACAGCAGAGCCCUGACACAGCAUGUCCAGAUCUCCGUUCUACUGAAACUGCCGAGCUGUACAUGUGCUACAAAGCAUCUGGGCUGGGGCUGGCAUUUAGCCUUUUAGGAGAACAUGCUGAACCCUGUCAUUCUCUCUGUACAGUGAUCCGUUUUUCAUCCUUUCUGCAUUCCUGUUUGCAAUGGAGGCAUUCCAAAUGAAAUCUGGCACUCUGGAACACAGCUCUGUUCUGGCUCCUGUUUGUGUGCACUUGCUAAUGAACCUAAUUAACACGGGGGUUGUUCAUUUCUAACAGCACUGACUCUGAAGGCACUUUCUGUACCACCAGGAAGGCAGACCUGGUUUGAGCAUAAAGUUAAUGGGAUUUACUCCUUCCCACUGCACAUGGUGAAUUUGGCUGCUGCUGUGUAAGAGAAAACCCCACCACCUCUAGACCGGAGCCUGCAGAUGUGUUCCUCAGUAAUUGUUUCUGUGAUUUCUUUUUUACUUACAAAAACUUAUUUAAUAUACACUGCUAUCUAAUUCAUUUUGUUACCAAUGACAUGUUGCAUGCCUAAUCUAUAAUGUCUGAGUUGCAUCUGUUUUCUGGCAGAUUAAAGGUGACAGAUUUGUGCUUGCCCCAGUGCAGUGACAUGGUGACAGCACUGCUGGAGCAGGGCUGGUUCCACUGACCUGCAGCUCUGCCCCAGCCUGCUCCCCAGCAUCCAAGCAAGAUGACACCACUUGCCAAAACAAACUUUCACCUCACCGCCCACAGUUUUUGAGCCCUAGCCUUACCUGCGUGUCCAGCCUGCAUCCAGCCACGCCGCGGAGCCUGGGAUACGGCAUCACCCAGCUGGAAAGAAGCCUCACUGCCAGUAGCAUUCAGCAGUUAUGGUCCCAGUCCUGAGGAAGAUUAGGGCAAUACUUGAAUGCAGUUCAAGAUUCCUUCUCUAUUAAAUAUGCUUCCUGACA